Xenopus tropicalis (tropical clawed frog) is the source of this 13795-nucleotide messenger RNA. It is a transcript of the gene dchs2, whose product is annotated as dachsous cadherin-related 2. Gene Ontology annotation, cellular component: membrane; apical part of cell; plasma membrane. The transcript is spliced from 20 exons. The record is from RefSeq and is a predicted model, not a curated record. Gene Ontology annotation, molecular function: calcium ion binding. Lineage: Eukaryota; Metazoa; Chordata; Amphibia; Anura; Pipidae. Gene Ontology annotation, biological process: homophilic cell-cell adhesion; cell-cell adhesion; heart morphogenesis. The coding region runs from base 567 to 10994 and encodes 3475 amino acids.
GGAGGUAGCACUGCGGGGCUGAGCUGCUGCCACACUCUCUCUCACACACUUGUUAUUCCUAUCAACUUUUUCCCUUCUUUUUUUUCUUCCCUGCUAUCACUUAUCUUGCCUCCAGGGGAUUUCAUUCCGCUCCUCUUCCCAAUAAAGAGAGAAGGAGGGAGAGAGCACAAUACACACAGUCCAGUAAUGAUGGAGAGCUGCACCUGACCUGAUCGGUGGGAAAACUACACACACUGAGCAAAGGAAUCCAGAUGUGAAUGGAAAUACGGGGGAUUUUUUACUCUGUGUACAGGACAAGAAGACAGACAGGAUACAGCUUUUUUUCUGGAUCUCUGGACUAAAUUAACAGAGACUGCCAGGUCAUCGGGACUUUAAUAUAUACAUCCUCAGAAUAUAAAAAUGAACUUCACAUACUGGAGAAGCUAGGAAACGUCUGGAGGAGUAGGGGGAUUUUGCAGCCCCCAAAAGACUUCCUCAACCAAGGGACCUCUGUGCAUGGCUGAAUGAGAGCAACACUGCUGGAUUAUUUCUAGGUGUUUUAGGAGCAGGAUAGGGGCCCUAUCAGUAUGUAUAUAAUAGGAAGCAAGAGUAAUGGGGUGAAAGUCAGGGCAGAGUGCCAGCUCUUCAGCACUUUCUCUCUGCAGCUGAUGCUGCUGUUGUUCUGCUCAGAUUGCUGCUGUAGGGCUCAGGUGUAUAACCUCAGUUUGGCUGUUGAUGAGGGGCUGCCCCCUGGUACUUUGGUGGGGGAUAUCCGUGCAGGCCUACCCGAGGGAAGCCCAGGAGAAGGUUUUUUCCUGUCAGAGGAAGAUGGAGAGUCCCUUGUUCUAAGGGACUUCCAGGUGGACUCAGAGACUGGCAUUGUAAGUACAUUACAGGUUCUGGAUAGGGAAAGAAGGGAACAUUACAGCUUUGUGGCAGCUACACUGCAAGGGGAGGUGGUACAGGUGGACAUCCUUGUUAGGGAUGUAAAUGAUCACUCCCCAACUUUUCCUGUACACUCCUUGCAGUUGCAGGUCUCUGAACUCACUCCACCUGGUACCUCUUUCAGACUGCCUGCAGCCUGGGACCCUGACAUUGGGGAACAUGGACUAAAGGGUUAUGCUUUACUAAGGGGCAGCCAGGAGGCACCUUUCAUUAUCAGGUAUGGACAUGGAAAGCAAGGUUCAGGGGUUGAAGAGGAUUUGCCUACCUGGGGACAAACUGUAAAAAUUAGUGAUAAAGUGCACGGUGAUAGGGCCAGAGUGAGCAGAAGUGUUUGGGAAGAGGCAGCAGAAGAGAAACAGUGGGGUGAAGGUAGAACCAGUACUUUGGGAGGUCUAAAAAGCAAACCAGAGGAAAUCCAAAAACCCACGGAAUAUAUUGAUCUUAGCGUGGGUGCAGGUAGAGGCCUUUUACAGGAAAUAGAUACUAAAAGACAAGACUAUGGCAUAGAUUCUUCUGCCCAUUGGCAGGACUAUGCUUCUGAACUACAUGUAGAUACGUUUGCCACUAAUGUUGCAGAACACAGGGAUAAAGAGGAUGUCAGAACCCACGAUAAGAGAAUGGUAGAAGGGGUUGGAGCUGACUCUACUCUUCAUCCUCUUGAUCUGGUAUUGAUACAAUGGUUAGACAGAGAAGAACUAGAUAAUUACCAGUUAGAGGUGGAAGCUUUUGAUGGGGGUAAUCCUAGAAGGACUGGAAGGCUAAUUGUUGACAUUGUUGUAAUGGAUGCUAAUGACAAUCCCCCGGUUUUUGACCAGCUUGAUUAUAAAGGAUGGGUAUGGGAGAAUGCCCCUAUAGGUACUUCUGUAUGUACUGUUCAUGCCACUGACCCAGAUUUGGGAAGUAAUGGGGAGGUAAGAUACAGUCUACGAUUUGGGGAGGGUUAUUUCACUGUAGAUGAGGAAAGUGGUGAGAUUAGUGUAAGCAGGCCCCUGGACAGAGAGCAAAUAUCUAUUCAUCAGCUUGUGGUGCAAGCUAGAGAUGGUGGUGACCAGCCUGAGGUUACAAGUAUCUUGCUAACAGUGAAGGUGCUAGAUGUUAAUGAUAACAGCCCAGGUAUACACAUCACACUAAUUACUGAAAGUGGUAGGCCUGAGGUUUCUGAGGGUGCUAGAACUGGGGAGUAUCUUGCUAGAAUAUUUGUGUCUGACCCUGACUUGGAGUCUGAAGAUGAAGUUUGGGUGGAAGGUGAUACAGAAAGAAGGUUGAUGCAGGAAAAUGCAGAAAAGAGGGAGGGAUGGCCAGAAGAAGAACCUAAAACACAAGGGGUGACAACAAAGAUGGUUGACGAGCAAGAAAAUGUGAUGCACCACUCAAUGCCAAAUUUAGGACCACUGAUCAAAAGGACAUUCGUGGAGCAACAGCGUGUGUCUGUCAGACUGGAGGGUGGGGAGGGCUCCUUUUCUCUUCAGCCUGCUGGACCCCAACUUUAUUUCUUAUGCGUCAAUGCACCCCUGGAUCGAGAACUUAAGGACAUGUAUGAGUUGCAAAUACUUGCUUGGGAUACAGGUUCCCCACCACUACAGAGUCACAAGACAUUGCUCCUAAGUGUCACAGAUUUGAAUGACCAGCCGCCAAUGUUCUUGCAGCCAGAAGGCUACCAGGCUACUAUAUCUGAAGCUACAUCAAUUGGAACUGCUGUAUUAAUGCUCAAAGCCCAGGACUUGGAUGAAGAUGGCCCAAAUUCAAGGGUAACUUACUCUCUCCAGGAGAGCCAAAAUUCAUCAUCUUUCAUCCUGGAACCAGGUACUGGAGUCCUGAGCAUUGCACAAUUAUUGGAUCAUGAAUCUGCUCCUGUGUUGAAUCUAGUAGCAGUAGCAACAGACCAUGGUAGCCCUCCUCUCUCUUCCUCUUGUACCAUUACUAUAACUGUUGAAGAUACCAAUGACAAUGAUCCAAUCUUCUUGCAGCAGUUUUACAAUGUAUCCCUCCAAGAACAUACUGUUUUAGGCCAUUGCUUCCUUCAGGUUAAAGCCACUGAUGCAGACUCGGGUCCCUUUGGCCAAAUUCACUAUUCUGUUUAUGAUGGAUUUCACAAUACGAAGGAAUCACAAAGCUUUCGGAUUGAUCCAGAUUCUGGGCGUAUCUGUGUAUCCAAUGAUAUAGACAAGGAAAGCGGGCCAACCAGUUAUGAUCUUCUUGUCAAAGCAGAAGAUGAGGGUGGGCUAAGUGCCCAAGCCUUUGUUCGAGUUGACAUUGAAGACAUAAAUGAUAAUGCCCCCGUGUUUGAGCCUUCUACAUAUGUGACAAGCAUCAGCAGCCAUACUCAACCAGGAACAGAGAUCCUUAAUGUCAUGGCUAUAGACAGAGAUGAAGGAUUGUUCGGUGAUGUGACGUAUGAACUUCUAUCAGGAGAACACUCGUCUUUGUUUACCAUUGACUCAUCUACAGGAAUUAUCUAUUUGAUCUCUGUGCUUAGUCACUUGGAAGAUUCCUGGGUGUCCUUGUCUGUGGCUGCUCGGGACAAGGGUGGUCUUACGUCUGCUGUCAAUGCUACUGUCACCAUGAACAUCCUGAAAACUGCCACAGCUCCUGCAAUAUUUGAAAAGUCUCGAUACACAUUUGUGAUUGCAGAAGAUGUUCCAAAAGGUAGUGCUGUUGGUACAGUCAAAGCUAGAGAACCUUUAAAUUCAUUGGAGCCAGUUUCAUACAGAAUUAUAUCUGGGAAUGUCCAUCAGAUGUUUACUAUCCACACUCAGUUUGGUAUCAUCAGAACACAAAAGGAGCUGGAUUUUGAGUCUCUGCCUCUGGUGGUGCUCACCGUUCAGUCACAAUUGGGCAGCUCUUCUGUGUUCAGCAGUACUCAAGUCAAUGUUACCAUAACAGAUGCUAACGACAACCCACCAGUAUUUUCCUCUGAGAAUGAAAGGAUAAGCGUACACCAAAAUACCUCACCUGGAACUGCUAUAUACAUUGCUCAGGCAACAGACCUCGAUAGUGGAUUCAAUGGUCAGAUCUCAUACAGUAUUGCAAGUGAAAACCAAGACCUGUUUAUUAUUGACUCUACCUUUGGUGUUUUGUACCUGAAUGCUACAUUAUCAUCUGUCAGAGAACAUGUUCUUCUUGUAUUAGCUGAGGAUUAUGGUCACCCUGUCCUCAGUUCUCUUCUUACACUGACCAUUAUUGUAGAGCAAAACAAACAAUCAAAUACUUUGUCCUUUUUUAACCUGGUGCAUCGGACAGAAAUAAGUGAAACCCUUCCGAUUAAUUCCCAUAUCUUGCAAGUGAAAGCCUAUACUCGUAACACACAAAGUACAUCAUCUGAAAUAAUGUAUUCUUUAAGCCCAACUAUUGAUUCAGCUCCAUUUAGGAUCCACCAGAGCACCGGAUGGAUCUUUUUGCGCAGGUCUGUCGACUAUGAAAAGUCUAAAACCCACAAUCUUAAAGUGGUAGCAACAAGUGGUGACCGUGAAGACCAACAAACUGCGACAGCUUCCAUCAUUGUGAAAAUACUUGAUGAAAACGAUAAUUCUCCUUCUUUUGAUCAUGCAACACAUUUUUUCACUGUCAAUGAAAGCCCGGUCCCCCAUGGUGUGAUAGGCUCAAUUCAAGCAUUUGACAGAGAUUCUGGGAAUAAUGGACAGCUAUCAUAUUUCCUCUUGUCUGAGGGAAACAAUUUCCUUAUUAGUUCUAAGACAGGUGAAAUUAUAAAUUGUGCUUCAUUAGACCACGAGCGGAAAGCUCACCAUGAGCUCAACGUAUUAGUGACUGACAAUGGCACACCACGCCGCAAUGCCACAACCACGGUCUACAUUAUAGUAGCUGAUUUAAAUGACAAUAAGCCUUAUUUUCCUCAGUUAGCUUCGGGAAAACAACUUCAUGUCAAGGUCAUGGAAGGCCAAGCAGAACCUAUGCUGGUGGCAACAGUAUAUGCAAAGGAUCCAGACGCUGGGAAUAAUGGAACAGUUGUGUACUUCUUUGCUUCAGAUGAAAGUUUUGGUCAAUUUGUUAUAAAUGCCAGUACUGGUGAAAUAUGGACAACCAAAGCUCUUUCUGCAAAGCUAAGGCCACAAUAUGGACUAACAGUAACAGCAAGUGACCAAGGCACCCCUCCGCUUGUUGAACACACAGUUGUUAAUAUUGAGGUUAUUUCUGCAUUUAAAGAGAAAACUAAGACUGUUUCCAAAAUAAAGACAAUGAAAGUUCCUGAAAACACCUACCCUACCCAAAAAAUUGGAUCAGUAAUUUCACACGAGGAAGCAUUUUUAUUGAGCAGUAAAAUGCAUUACAGACUUGCUAAUGAGGAAAACAAGGGGCAUUUUGUAGUUGACAGUUUGACUGGAGAUGUAUAUGUUUCUAGACAUCUAGAUUUUGAAACAAUCUCAUACUAUGGAUUAAGCAUUGACAUACAAGAAAUUGAUAAGAUAUCUCCUCCCAAUCUUUCUGUUUUCCUUACCAUUUACAUAGAAGACACAAAUGACCAUCGACCAUUGUUCCCUGAUCACAUUAUAGUUUUAGGAGUUGAUGAAGAUGUACCUGUUGGAACUCUUUUAUAUACCUUUAAAGCUAAUGACAAAGAUGGCAGUUUAGAGAAUAGCAAGAUAAGGUAUUCCUUAAACACUCACGGAACUGGAGAGAAUCCAUUUUUUAUCCAUGAAUGGGAAGGUGCCUUGACCACCGCCAAUGAACUGGACCGAGAGAUGGCGGAGUCAUUUGUUCUUACAGUAACAGCAACUGAUCAAGCUGCCAACAUAUCACAUCGCCGAUGUACCUCAGUAAUUGUUAGGAUUGUUAUACAGGAUAUCAAUGACAAUCCUCCACAAGUUUUAUCAUUGCCGGUUGCUUCAGUUAUGGAAGAUGCACAAAUUGGCUCUCUUGUUCAUCGUAUUGUAGCUAAGGAUCCAGAUGAGGGAAGAAAUGGGAAAAUAGGAUUUCACAUUAAGGAGGGGAAUGCUCAGCAAGUCUUCCUUUUGGAUGAAACCACAGGAUGGCUGACCUUACACUCUGAAAUAGACCGUGAAGUUCAAGACCAUUAUAUUUUGACCAUCUUAGCUUUGGAUGAUGGAAUCCCAUCUCUUUCUGUGACACAGACAUUAACAAUCAGUCUUAUUGAUGUCAACAAUAAGACUCCAACAUUUACGCAAGGUCUAUAUGAGGCUGCAGUUCCAGAAAAUCAAGAUCCUGGACUAUAUGUCAUAAAAGUGGCUGCUGUGGACUAUGAUUUGGGAAACAAUUCCGUUCUCACAUAUGAGAUUUUGCCAGGACCAGCAUAUGGACAUUUCCGAAUAAAUCCAGAAACUGGGGAGCUAGUAACGACAACUGUUUUUGAUAGAGAACAACAGGAUCGUUUUAUCAUUGAAGUGCUUGUGAAAGACGGUGGAUCCCCUCCACUUUCCAGUACAACAGCCAUUCUGUGCUCCAUAUUAGAUGAAAACGAUCAUACCCCAGAGGUUUUAUUUCCUGAUGUCGAGAUUCGGGUCCCCGAGAACCAAGAUCUGGGAAUUAUUCACACAGUCCUGGCUGCUGACAAAGAUGCAGGAAACAAUGGGCGCCUUCAUUUCCAAAUAACUGAUGGAAACAUGGGCGGAUACUUUGCCAUUAAUAAUACCUCAGGACAACUAUGGGCCACCCGCACCUUAGAUAGAGAGGAUGUCAGCAGUUUUACCAUUACGGUGGAAUGCCAUGACCUGGGCACUCCUCAUAGAAGCACCAUUGCCAAGCUUCGCAUUACAGUCUUGGAUGAAAACGACAAUCCGCCUACGUUCCCUAAGAGCCAGUACCGCACAUUAGUCAGGGAGGAUUUAAAGAUUGGAUCUGCUGUUCUUAAACUUCAGGCUUCAGAUGCAGACGAAGGCUUAAACAAGGAAAUUAUAUAUUCGUUAAUUGAUGACACUCAGGGUGCUUUUACUGUAAACAGAACAACUGGAAAUAUUGUGACUAUAAGGACUUUGGAUAGAGAAGUCAAACACCAGUAUGUGUUUAGGGUUGUGGCAAGUGACUGCAGUUUGCAUAACCCAAAAAGUGCCACUGUGAAAGUUCUGGUGUAUAUAGAGGAUGUAAAUGACAAUAGUCCAGUUUUUACAGAAAAUCCCAUUCAUGUUCUUAUCUCCCCUAAAGUACUAGAGAACAAGACUAUAGCUAAUGUACACGCCAGUGAUGUGGACUUGGGUUUGAAUGGUACAGUGGUCUAUAAUUUGAUAAAGUCUAAUCCAUUCUUUUACAUUACUCAAGAAAAGGGUGAAGUAAAACUACAAAUGCCCCUCCCAGCCGAAUUCAGUAGUACAGUUCUCCAAGUACAAGCUUCAGAUCUGGGCAUCCCGCCAAACACGGUCACAGGUUUAGUGAUCAUUGAUAUCCAAGGCCUGGAUAAGGAAAUUGCCUUUGUGCACAACUUCUACGAAGCCAUCAUAUUGGAAAACAGUGAGGCAGGAACUUUAGUUGUGACUGUAAAAGCCCUCUAUCAUAAUCCAAAUGAUGAAAUAAUACACUACACAGUUUUCAGUGGAGACAAGAAAGGGGCUUUUAAUUUAAAUCCUAUAACAGGAGACCUCAUGGUAAAAGAACCCAGGCUCCUUGAUUUUGAAACUGUCAAUAAGUUCAACCUAAUCAUCUCCGCUGAAAGCAGUCAGUAUACCACGUACUGCAGAGUAACAGUUUUCAUCCAAGAUGACAAUGACAAUGCACCUGUUUUUGACCAACUGGAUUAUAUAUCAUUUGUAUCAGAAGGACAACCCUUCAAUACGUUUGUAAUACAGGUUUUUGCUGCAGAUGGAGACAGUGGAAUAAAUGGGCAGAUUGAUUAUUCUAUAAUAAGUGGUAAUGAAAACAAUGCGUUUGUACUCGAUUCAAGACAUGGCAUCCUUUCUACUAAUGUAAUUCUUGAUCGGGAAAUAAAAUCCUCCUACAGGUUGACUGUUCAGGCAACUGAUCGAGGUUCUCCCAGUUGCUCUUCAACAAGCGUAGUUACAGUAUUGAUUCUGGAUAUCAAUGACAAUGCGCCCACAAUUCCCCCUAUGAAUACUGUGUUGAUUGCAGAAGAUGCUGCUCCUGGAUACAGCAUUGGAAGUAUUUCUGCAAAUGAUGUGGACUUAAGGCCAGACUUGUCAUAUACUUUUACAGAAAAUGGAAAUCCUGGUUUGAAAUUUGCCAUUGAUAGAUAUUCUGGAAUUAUAACACUAACUGAGUCAUUGGAUUACGAAGAAUCAUCUCAGCACUGUCUAAGGAUCCAAGCCUCCGAUUCAGUAUAUCAUACAGAGGCAGAGCUUAUUAUUAAGGUUCUGGAUGUGAAUGACAAUCCUCCUGUAUUUACUCAGAAUAUAUAUAAGGUUGCAUUGCCUGAACUGACUGAAUCAAACACAUUUAUUACAACUGUAUCAGCUACAGACCAGGAUUCUGAGAUCUAUGGCCCCAUUACUUACAAGAUCAUUUCACCCUUAAAAGGAUUUGUUAUUAACACAACAAGUGGCUCGGUAUACACAGAUAUGCCUUUGGGAAAAGAGAAUAAAAGUACAGAGAUUCAAAUUUUGAUCGUGGCCAUGGAUAAUGGCAGCCCACCAUUAACUUCCACUGCAAUGCUUUCAGUUACUAUACUUGAUGUCAACAAUUAUGCCCCAACAUUUUCUGAAGACAUUUACUAUGUCAAUGUCAGUGAAGAUGCCUUAGUAGGGGAUACAGUUCUCACAUUAACAGCAAUGGAUUUGGAUUGGUCACCUAAAAAUGCACUCAUUGACUUUUCUAUUAUUGGUGGCAAUGCCCAUAACCUGUUCUAUUUGGAGAGCAGUGAAGUACUCUCCCAUAUUCCUUUUAUAGUAACUGGAAAACUUAUAAUAAAUCAGCCUUUGGAUUUUGAAGUUGCCUCUGCACAUAGGUUAGACAUAUUUGUGUCGAAUCAAGGGUUUCCUCCACUAAAUUCUAGUGCAACCAUUAUAAUAAAUAUCCUGGAUUCAAAUGACAACCCCCCGCUGUUCAGCAAUUCUGAAUACCAUGUAAGUGUGAGAGAGCACUAUCCAUUAAAAAGUACAAUAAUUAUCAUUUCAGCAACUGACUCUGAUACAGGAGAAAAUGCAGAUAUUACAUAUAGUAUUGUGUCUGGAAAUGAUGAAAAUGUUUUCACGAUUGAUGCACAAAAUGGUACUGUUACACUGGUGCAGCCUCUGGAUUAUGAAGAAACCAUGAAAUAUUCACUGACUUUACAAGCUAGGGAUGGGCAUGGAAGCAAAAGAAAUGUGGCGUUUGCCUUACUGUCCAUCACUGUACUGGAUGAGAAUGACUUUGCACCAAAGUUCCUUUUCCAGAGCCAAAGCUGCAAUAUCUAUGAAAACGUGCCAUUCUUUUCACCUGUAUGUUCAGUUAAUGCCAUUGACUUGGAUUCUGGACAGUAUGGUAUCCUGAGCUUCUCCAUUCAGUCAUCCUGCUUUAAUGACCAACAGCACCCAGCUACUUUUUUAAUUGAUUCAUUAACUGGAGAUAUUUAUACUAAGCACAGAAUUGAUUAUGAAAUGCAGGAAAGACACUGCCUUGUAGUGCAGGUGAAAGACAGAAGUGAGUCCUCUGCUUGUGUUUUAGUUUAUAUAGACAUUGAGGGAGAAGAUGAGUUUCAGCCAGUUUUUUAUCAAAACCAAUAUUUAUUUGACUUGCCAGAAGAGAACAUAGGAGGACAGGAAAUUGGCAAAGUAGGGGCCUUAGAUAAUGAUGAAGGACUUGAUGGAGUAGUGCAUUAUUUUCUUGAGAAACCGUCUCAGUUUUUUUCCAUUAAUAUGACAAGUGGGAUGAUAUACUUAACAAGGACUGUCCAUAAGAAAAGAAGUAAUACAAGGAAGAAUGAUGAAUUUAUUGAGUUCCAUGUAAAAGCGCAUAGUCCAAAAUUUGAUUCUAAGUCAGCAAUGUGUACUGUGAGAGUUAACAUUUCUUCAGCGCUUGAAGAUUACCCCGUUAUGUCGGCAAACAUACUUUCCAUCACUUUCAGCAUUUCUUUUGUGGUUUUCUUGCUUUUGGCUAUAAGUCUUAUUGGUAUUAUCCUGAGACAUAAGAAGAAAGAAGUUGUAAAUCCUUGUGGGAUUAAGGAUCUUGCCAUUCCAGCACCUGAUUCAAACGGAAAAGACUGCAAAAGUAAAGAAUGUCCAAAAUAUGAUCAUAUCAAAACUAGCAUUUCUCCAGAUACCCCUGAGUGGCUGGGUUUAGUUGAUAUAAGAGAAAAGAAAGAUACAGGGCCUAAAUGCAGGAAUUCAGACUCUAGUGGACAUGGCUCAACAGAAGGAGAAACUGCUGAAGAUGAAGAAAUCAAAAUGAUCAAUGAAUAUCCUAUUAGGAAAGAAUCUGGAUCCGUUCUGAGUGAUAGAGCCUCUCGGGUGCCAGACUCUGGAAUCCCUAGAGACUCUGAUUUGCUGUCUUGUGAGUCUGAUGAAACUGACCUGGUGUUGAGGACAGAAAGCACAGAGAGUAUAGUCAUUCUUAGACAUGGUAAAGAUGAAUGUAAUUCAAAUAAUAUUCAUGACAAGGAACUGCCACACACCAAUCACAGUCCUCUAAAAAAAAGUAAAGAUACGCCUUUGCAUAACAGGAUGGACUACAUAUUUGUUCCAACACCACAUGAAUCAAGAUAUGGGUCUCUUGCAUCACUGGUGGCAUCUGACGAGGAUCUAAGAGGAAGUUAUAAUUGGGACUAUUUGCUGAGCUGGGAACCAAGAUUUCAGGCUCUUUCUUCAGUGUUCUGCGAUAUUGGAAAGUUAAAGGAUGAGAAGAUGCACAGGCAUGGCUUACCAAAACAGAAAAAACCUUUUAUAUUUCCACCUCCUUUAAUUACAUCUGUAGCACAGCCAGGUAUAAGGGCUGUGCCCCCACGAAUGCCAACUAUAAUGUCUGGACAAACAUUUUUAAAAUACCCACGUUCUCCUUUUUUCACUAAUCUUGCAUGUCAGCCUUCACCCAUGAGCCCAACAUUUUCUCCUUCUCUAUCCAUGCUCACAGUACAUACUCCUUCAACCUCUCCUGUGCUGUCAGGUACUGGUGUUUCUGGAACUUCUAUGCCCAGCCUGUCAGAAGAACUAUUAAUACAACAAGAGUUUCAAGUGUAAACCUUAAGGAAUUUAUGGCCAAUUAGCACUUAUAUGGACCAAAUAAAGCAUAUCCUAUGUAACCCAUUCUGUUUGCUACAGAUAACAAGGAAAUAUUGACAUUCUGCUUGUAACACUGAAACUUUCUAAAUCAGACAGUAAGUCAAUGGAGUGUUAGGUCAACAAAAUGUUAUCUUAAGAAAAUGUCUCAAUCUUUUUUAUUCUUGUUGUAAUGAACUGCACACAUAUUCCUUCUCUCUUUGUACAUUUACUUUCCAAAUGUACAUAUAAGAAAAUGUUGACAGCAGUAAGCUCAUUUUUACAGAUUAAGACCUCAGCAUAUUCAUGUAUUAUAUUUAGGUUCAAAUUUAAUUUAGUAUACAACUUCCCAGUUUUUAUUAACUACUAAACUUCUAACUAUUUGAUUUCAUAUGGCUAUUUAUUGUCAAUAUUGUAUAGGUGCUGUAGGUUCUAAAAGUGCCUUCCUUAAAUAGCCAGAGAGAUUUCUCAUCAUGCUGCACUAUUGUUGCCAUAUGAAAUAUGCUAUAAAUUGUUGCCCAGAUGCACAUUAGGAACAGUCAAUAGACGAGCAUAUACUAUAACAGGAAUUUAAAUGUCAUAAACUAUUCAUAAUAAAUCAUCCUAUUCAUUUAUGAACUGCACAGAUGCCUUCCAGUUAAGUUUAGAACUGAGGAAAUCACCUUCCUUCCAGUAGGAAAGUGCCUAAGGAAGGCACUUUUCCAGUCAUAUUGUCCCAUACGGCACACCCAUACCUGGAAUACCUGAAUUCCUAUCUUGCUGUGCUUUUCUGCCUAUAACAACCCUCUUUGGCUGUGGGCCUGGCUCUCAGCUACUCAGGUGCCGCCAGGUCUUACUACAUAUGAAUUCAGUCCCCACAGGGAAAAGCAAGGGAGACAAACAUAUACUGCAGGGAUGGAGCUAGUAAGGAAAGAGCUGGACAUAGUCAGACAGGUCAGUACCAGAUAAAAGCCAUAGAAGUGUUCGACAAACCCAAAGUCAGGAACAAGCCAGGGUCAAAACCAGGAACCAACAUAGUGGACAGGACCAGGGAAGCAGGAAACAGCAAUGGGAAGCAGAGCACCUAGGAACAAGCAAGCUUGACCAAUAAUGGGCAAUUAAUGAGUUCAGAACUGUGGAUUUUUUAGGCAGAAUGAUGGAUAACACUAAGUACCUGUGGCCAGAUUGUCAGCAGCUGAAUAAGGCUUGCCAACUUAACCAGGCAGGGAUACCAAGGAUUGAUUUGCUCACAAAUAGCUCAAGAUGCUGUUGGUACUGGGCUAUAAAAAAGGAAAUAUUGAAAACCUAAUAAAAACCCUAUAUAUAGAGUUGGUUAUAUCUGGCCUCAUUUUUACAUGCCAUUCCAUUAAUAGGUGCAAAAUAAGGACACAUGUAUGGCCUAUAUCUAAAUAAAUAUUAUGAUUCUCAUAGCAAUUCUCUUUUACUAGGGCUGCACCAAACAUCAGUCCCUUAAAUCCUAUUGGCACCUUCCAUAUUCAGUGUUCUCUGAAAGAGGCCUGAGCUGCAAAAUUUCAUUUAUACCAAGGUUAGAACGGCCUAUGUAGUUGAAGCAUUGAACUCAUUAUUGUGAUCUGGUAAGAUGACAGCAACAGAAAGAACACUGUAGUCUCCAUUCACUAAAGCUGCAGUAAGUGUCCUUUCUGCCUUUGUUACUUCUAGAAUUACAAAUCUAUCUUGAGUGAGUGAGCAUGCACAUUAGCAUUUUUAAACAAAUGAAAAAAUAAAAAUGAAUAUCAAAUCAUUUCCAUGAUUUCACUUGUUUAAGCUUGAUGGAUCAAGAAGUUAUACAAUAUUAGCUGCCAAUAUCUCCCACAUCAUUACCCAAUAAAAAUAACUCCAGUCGCAUUGCAUGAAUGAAUGAAGAGAUAAAAUGACCUUACAUUUUAUUAACCCAAGAGUUAUUUCUUAUUGCUCUAAGUGAAAGGACAGGGCAAUCUGUAUUUUUGGAAGGUUAGAGAUGCAAAUAUAUAAAUAUAUGAAUCUUGUGAUUUCUACAAGUUGGGCAGAUGCUCAGCCAGCCCACUUAAACAUGACCUAACAGUAUCCUCAGGAUGGGUCAAAUUAAAGGCACCUAUUCAGGGAUUGUUAAUUAACAGUUACCCAUAACAACCAAUCAGGAAUCAGAUCAGACUUCUGCAGAUGGAAUCCUAAAAGCAAAUGAACCCACAAACUUUUGUUUCUAUGCUUUUCACAGUGCAGCUAAUUUAGAUUGUAUAUUAUUAUAUUUUAUAAAUUCUAUAUGUUUACAUAGUGAAACAAAACUGACAGACAAAAUUGUGGUUUAUUAGGACCAUAUCUAAUCCGUCUUUUGUCAUAGAAAUCUAGUUUCCUACAUACAGUUGUUUUCUAUUUUUCACAAGGGGAAUAGUACACUAUUUCUAAUGCCAUGUGCCAUAUUUGGUGCUUCAUUUAAUCCCUAGCUUUAUCAUUUCAAAACCAAAAGGAAACCAAACAAAGAGCAGUCGAGCCCUCUCCCAAAGUACAACUAUACUAUAUAAUGUUUGGUACCAAAUACUAUAGGCUGUAAAUGUUAUGUUUAUUGAAAUUUACUGAUAGUAUUGUUUUAUAUUUUAUACAUACAUUGCAUUCAACUUACAGAAUGAUAAAGUUAUUUAUGGAUUAUAUAAAUACUUUCUGUUUUGACAAAAUACUAUUUCAAGGCAAUUGUCCUAAUUCAGUGUUUUCAGUUCAACUUUCAUUUAAGCCAAAAUAAAGAAUUUGUAUAUAUCUUUUUUUUAUAAUAAUAUGCAAAAAAAAUAUACAAAGAAAUAAUGUUUAAGUCA